Messenger RNA from Aspergillus pseudotamarii, 2205 nucleotides. RefSeq lists its product as uncharacterized. The record is from RefSeq and is a predicted model, not a curated record. Gene Ontology annotation, biological process: regulation of DNA-templated transcription; DNA-templated transcription. Bases 1 to 2205 code for a protein of 734 amino acids. Lineage: Eukaryota; Fungi; Ascomycota; Eurotiomycetes; Eurotiales; Aspergillaceae. Gene Ontology annotation, molecular function: zinc ion binding; DNA-binding transcription factor activity, RNA polymerase II-specific; DNA binding. The transcript is spliced from 4 exons.
AUGUCGACGCAGGACCCCACAACUGUCUACUCUCUGGCGGCGGUGUCCCCACGAUCUGCUACGAGGCCACAACGGGUCCUUUCUUGCGUGCUGUGCCAGCAGCGCAAGGUCAGAUGUGACCGUGAAUUUCCAUGCGUCAACUGCAUCAGAGCUGGCGUUCAAUGCAUUCCUGCCACUGGUGCGCGCCAGCGGCGUCGCAGGUUCCCCGAGCGAGAGCUGCUGGAGCGUCUGCGGCGCUACGAGGCCCUGCUCCGCCAGAAUAAUAUCCCAUUCGACCCACUGCACCAACCGACAGUAGAAGGGCUGUGCCAAAGUGAGCAUCCCGGGGGAUCUAGCACCCCAGACGAAACAGCAGACUCCACUGUGGGAAUGGAUCAACUGUCAAACGAGAAGAAAACAGUAAAGUGUGAAUAUUCAAAUGAGGCCAAGAAUUUCUGGUAUCUUAUGAAUCAAAUGUCCCUAGGUCCUGGGGAUGAGGAUAACGAUGAUGAGGACACCGAUGGAAACGGUAGCAGCCACCCGCAAGACGAUGUGGGUGAGACUGUGGUUAACAAGGCGUGGGAUCAGAUAUAUCAAAGCCACGAGCAAAACCUUCUCUUUGGCUCAUGUAGCACAAACGUCGAUAUAUCUACGCUGCACCCAGCUCAGGUCCAGAUCUUCCGGCUGUGGCAGGUCUACUUGGAGAAUGUGAACCCUUUGCUUAAAGUCACUCAUACCCCUACCCUGCAACCUCGCAUGAUUGAUGCUGCCGGCGAUGUAGCAAAUAUCAGCCCUACAUUGGAAGCGCUAAUGUUCAGUAUAUAUUGCGUAUCCAUAUUGAGCCUUGGUGAAGACGAAUGCCGUGCCAAUUUUAGGACGCCGAGGGAUGAUCUUCUGAAAAGGUACCGGGUCGCAUGCCAACAGGCUCUACUGAAAUGUGAGGUUUUGCGUACCAGUAGUGUUGAGUGCUUGACAGCAUUGUAUUUGUACCUGGUCUCGGUAAGACCCUGCACAGACCCGCGGUCUGUAUCCUCAAUGCUUGGUAUUGCUAUCCGUAUCGCACAACGUAUGGGCAUUGAAAACGAGACAUCCAAUGCCAGAUGCACUGCUCUCGAGGGUGAAAUGCGUCGACGGCUGUGGUGGUCACUAAUUAGUUUCGAUAAUCGUAUCUCCGAAAUGUCAGAUCACAAGACCACAAUGCUUAUUCCCACCUGGGACUGUAGGGCGCCCCUGAACGUGAAUGACUUUGAUAUCCGGCCAGAAAUGACAGUAUUGCCACAAAGUCACGACGAACCCACUGAGGCCCUUUUCACUGUCGUACGCAGUCAAGUGGGCGACUUCAUGCGCCACAGUGCUUUCCAUCUCGACUUUACCAACCCCUCCUUGAAGGCUAUCAUUAGGGAUAGCCCGCAUGGCGCUGGCCCAGAAGGAGAGAGAAUGAUAGCCUUCGAGAAGACGAUAGAGAAUAGAUAUCUCAGAUCCUGCAAUCCAGAGAACCCGCUUCACUUCAUGACCAUUUGGACGACGCGAGGCCAGCUUGCCAAGAACCGCCUAUUAGGACAUUAUUUGAAAUAUUCAUCCAUGCAGCAAACAGAUGAGCAGCGCGAUAUCGCUAUUUCAUAUGCGUUAAAUAUCAUUGAGUGCGAUACGAAGCUCAUGACCUCUCCUCUAACGAAAGGGUACCGUUGGCUUAUCGACUUUCACUUCCCGUUUCCCGCAUACAUCUAUAUCCUGAAAGACUUGCGAAAGAGACCUACGCUGGAGCAUGCUGACAGGAUCUGGAGGACUAUAAGCAAUGACUGGGAAGCUCGCUUCAAGGAUAUGCAAAAGGUGAACCCCUUUUUAGAUUUCUUCGUUAAACUUGUUCUCGAGGCCUGGGAGGCGCGUGAGGCGGUGUUCAGACAAAUCAAGAAGCCACUACAACUACCGGGGAUUGUAUUGGGCAUCCAACAGGUGGCGCAGACGAUGGGAGAUAUACAAGGGAGCGAUCCAAGACAACCCAAGGGCAGACUGAAUAUGAACACUGACCAGUUGUCAAUGACUAUGCCGAUGAACUUUUGUACCCAUGACUUGCUCUACAGCAUGGAAGGUCAGGACCUUCUGGGCCCGGAGCUUGGGGCCUACUCUGGCAUACCUGAACCUGGACAGGCGACAAUGAAUGUUGAGGUGAACCAGUCAGAUUGGACUACAGUAGACUGGUAUCCAAUGCACACUCAUAGCUGGUGA